AUGGAAGCAGAGGUGUUGAACCCCCAGAUGAUGGCGGACGUCAAUGGCAACAAUAAAAUCACCAACGCGGAGCUGGAGGUGUUGAAGCUGCAGGAAUUGGUCCGAAAAUUGGAGAAGCAGAACGAACAAUUGCGGACCAGAGCGAACGCUGUAAACAAUUGCUCCAUCGGCCCUCAUCUCCAGAGCUCGCUGUCGUGUCUGCACGGAGCCCCGACGUGUCCCACUGACCAUUUCUCCAGCAAAUAUGACAUUUCUAGUCCGACACAGUCGCAUCCGUGUCUCCCUCGAGGUCCGGCGGAGGAGCCAUUCGCUUAUUUCCAGCCGAGCUCGGCGCCUCCUGAGGCGGCUGUGGAGGACAGCGGCGCCGCUGGAGCCACAACUGUGCUGGAUGAGGUUGAUAUUCUGGACCUGAGCACCGUGCUGCCCGUCGGAGAGCCUGAUAGCUGGCUGUAUGUGAGUCCCAGAGCCCGGCUGCAUGGCGACAGCAUUCUCAGCCCUCUUCAGUGGUGCAGGCAGGUACUGGACCACCCGGGGCCUGAGGUGGAGCUCGCCAAGAUGACGCUCUGCCACAGACUGGACCAAGCUAAGCGGUGGCGAGGGGUCUCCUCCGUCCGUCCAUACAGCUGCAUAGAGGGGCUCUCCACCCUCAGCUGCCCCGUCCUGCCUUACACUAAAUCUGCUGCACUAACCGAGCCCCCAGCCCCGUUGCCGUCCUCUGGCCAGUCUUUUCUGCAGCCCACUCUCCCUCUCAGGGCCAGCUGCAGCCUCACCGACCGAGCGCCCACUUUCCUCUCAAACUCCACACUCCACAAUGUGGGACGCCGGCACGCGGCAAUCUCCCCCCAGUCUUCCCUGGACAGCGAGGUGGGUGUAUCAGAACUGGAGGACGACUCCAUCUCUAUGAGCUACAAACUGCAGGACAUGACAGAUGUGGAGGUCAUGGCACGACUUCAGGAGGAGAGUCUCCGACAGGACUACGCCUCUACCUCAGCCACCGCCAGCCGUCGCAGCUCCAGCUUCUCAUUGCAUUCCCUCAGGCGCAACGAGAUGGAUCUGGAGGAGGAGGAUGAGGAGGACGAGGGCUACGACCAGCUCCCUCCUCCGCAACCUCGGCUUUUCCGCACAGGCUCUAUGCAGCGUGGCAGCCUUCCCCACUCCCACACCUUCUCCAGUAUCAGAGACUGCAGACGCAGCUCAGCCACGCCUCAGUUUUCACUCAGCGGACUCUCCCAGUACUCUGGACACUCCAGCCUGAUCACAGAAACACACACAGCAUACAGGAAUAGCACAGACAAGCUUCGGAGAAGCAUGCCCAACCUGAUCAGAGCUCCCAGCAUGCCCAGUGUUCCCAGUAUUCCAUGCCUGGCCUCCCCUGUCAACCCACCCUCCCACGGUCCUUCCUCUCUGCCACCGAUGCCCUCCCUCCGGAGCAGCCAGAGCUUUGACUCGUCCAGUGGGCUCGCACGACUGCAAUCCUCCAUUCCCUCCCCAGGCCAGCUCAGUCAGCGAGUACAGAGCGUCGGGAACUUUCCCACCACUCCACGACAUCCACUGAAGGCCACAGCCUAUGUGAGCCCAACUGUGCAGCAGGGUCCCACCUCCACCUGUCUGUCCACCUCCAUUAGUCUGAACUCCAUCCCCAGCAGCGCCGCUCUGCCUCAGCCCCUCAAACCCAGCAGCAGUUUGCUACCACAAGCCCUCAAAGCCAGCAACCAGCCGACCGUCCCCCGCAGUUCCCUCCCUCGACCAGCCUCCUUUGUAGGAACAAGUGGAGUUCCACGUGCAAGUAAAAUCACCCAACCCACACGCAGUUUGCUGACUCCUCCAAAGAGUCUGGCUGCUCUGAGCGCCCUGAGGGACGGCAGCUGGAAAGAUGGCUGCUACUGAACCCAAAUAAUCUGAGGUUGGAGAGGAGCACAGGGAGAAGCAUGGGACCCAACCUAGACUGUGAACCACGAGAGGGUGACUGUUAACAUGAAUAAAAGCACUGCUCUUCACUGAAGGACAAAGUAGAGACUGAGAAUAGUACGGGUCCAGCAGGCUGGAUCUUUACUUUACUACCUGCUGAAACACAGACUGACACACUACCAGGCAAUACUCUGAUAAUCAGCUGUUAAAUGUGAAACGGAUCCUCUUUGAUAUGUGUUUUUUUGUUCAUCAUCGUGGAUAGUUAAUGCUUUCAUUCAAUAGAAUGAAAAUUCCUCUCCAGUUGAACGCUUAGAAAAAAAGAAUAGCCCACGCUUUUGUACAUGCUUUUAAUGGUUUCAUAUGACUAAUUUUGCAAGGUUUUUUUUUUUUGUUUUUUUGUUUUUUUUUUUGUCAGACUGUGGUGUCAGAAACAAAGUUGAACCUGAAAUUGGAAUUUUGUUACUCCCUGUGCCUGUUAAGAAGUAGUGUGAUUCACGUUAGGUAUAUUUAUUGGCUGGACCUCACAGCACUUUGGAUAAGAAAUAUGAUUAACACAUUAAAAUAAAUGAUCUUCCUUGUUUUUCUUAUGUAAGAUAUGACAUUCAUUAAUGUCAGUGUACACACUUUAUCUUUUGGCUAGUUUUUUUUUUUUCAUUUAUUGUUUACAUGAAAUUUUAAUGUUCUUUGAUAAACAUAAUCACUGCAGUGAUAUUGCACAUAGAGCUCCGAUGCUUUUUAUGGAUGACAAGAAGUUAAAGAAGUGGUGAGUUUUUAAAGUGAAUAAAAGCAUUUCAAAACAA
Messenger RNA from Stegastes partitus (bicolor damselfish), 2708 nucleotides. RefSeq names its product SLAIN motif family, member 1a (gene slain1a). NCBI's taxonomy places the organism in Eukaryota, Metazoa, Chordata, Actinopteri, Pomacentridae. The transcript is spliced from 9 exons. Bases 1 to 1887 code for a protein of 628 amino acids. The record is from RefSeq and is a predicted model, not a curated record. Gene Ontology annotation, biological process: microtubule nucleation; positive regulation of microtubule polymerization; cytoplasmic microtubule organization. Gene Ontology annotation, cellular component: microtubule plus-end.